UCAAACGUCGCUAUUUAUAACAAUCUAACUUUUGCUUCCCUUCAUUCCCAUUAUAUCCCCAUCAAACAAACAAAAACGACCAAAACUAGGAAAUGAAGAUGAAAGGUAUGAUGAUAUUGGCUUCUUCUCUCCUUAUUCUUGCCUUCACUCAUCACUCAGAAUCAGCUUCAAUGCGGAGUUUACUGAUGAAGAAUGGAUCAUAUGAAGAAGAAGAAGAACAACAAGUUCUUAAGUAUGACUCCAUGAGAACAAUCACAAACUCUUCGGCUCUGGACUCAAAAAGAGUAAUUCCCACGGGUCCAAAUCCACUUCACAACAGGUAACUUUGAUAACUGAAGAACAAGAUAAUGCUAUGUGUAUCUAUCUUCUUGUGUAUUGCAGUGUUGAAUGUAUAAGGAGGAUAUUUCCUAAUUAUGUUUGAUUAAUUAUUAAUUCUCCUUUCAACGCUUCUUUGUUUGAUACUUGUAUUUAAAGUGAUUUAAGGAUACCAUAUGAAAACCAUUGUACUGGGGAACAAGGUUGGCUAGCUAAUUAAUGUAAACGACAUAUAAUUCAGAAACCAAACGUUGGAGCGAAGUGGAGGUUGAUUGUU
Molecule: messenger RNA, 592 nt
Organism: Camelina sativa (false flax)
Lineage: Eukaryota; Viridiplantae; Streptophyta; Magnoliopsida; Brassicales; Brassicaceae
Source: RefSeq, a predicted model, not a curated record